Molecule: messenger RNA, 2369 nt
Organism: Tricharina praecox
Lineage: Eukaryota; Fungi; Ascomycota; Pezizomycetes; Pezizales; Pyronemataceae
Exons: 4
Coding region: 415-2277 (620 amino acids)
Biological process (GO): meiotic chromosome segregation
Cellular component (GO): chromosome, centromeric region; nucleus
Source: RefSeq, a predicted model, not a curated record
UGAUUUUCUUUAUCUCGUUACCGUCACGACGGAUGUCCCGCGCUGCUAAAAUAACGCUUUAACCGUGUUAGGUGAAAGGUCAACAAACCCUUCGUCUUCUGUGGUUCUCGUCCGUCUCGCUUCGAAAACAAAGAGAAGUACAGGAACCCAACACCAAAACGGAGUAAUACCGACCGCCUGCCACCAACCACCAACCACCAUCAAUACCUCCCCAGCAACCCAGGUGGCGAUCUCUCCUCGACGGCUGCAGUACUCCAGCUUGUUAUUGCAGCACUCCGGGCGAGUCAGCACUGAGGAAGUCCCCUCGUCAGCUGUGCUGUCCCCCUCGUCAACAAACCUCAACCUCGUCGGACGAAACGCUGUCCAACCACACCAUAUACGCGUCUGCGAGACGGCGGAGGAGAUCCCCAAGAGAUGGCCCGACUAAAUGAGGGAGCAAAACCCACAACCACCUCCGAUUCUUACGAUGCCUUAAGGCAACGCUUCAAACGGCAAAAUCAAGAGUUCACCAAUGCCAACGCCGAGCAAGCCCUGCGGAUCCAAGCCCUCCAACGCGAACAGACUCGCCUGUUGACCGAAAACGCCUCGCUAUCGCAACGUGUGUUACACCUUGAAGUCGCACUCGAGCGCCGCGAGAAGGAUAUACAGGUCAUCGAAGACAACAGAGUGACAGCGAUGCAAUUGCAGGCGAAGGUGUUGGAGAUGAAUGUGCUGUUGCAGAAGCUGAGCAAUCCGCCGAUAUUGCGAAGCAGGGAGUCGUUCGGAGAUGAUGAUGAGGGGUCGCCAUGUUCCGAGUCGAGAAUGAUGCGGAACUCAUAUUUGGCGGGUGAAGGGUUGGAACCGACUAUGCCGUGCAUUGAGGAGGAGGAUCAGGGUCUGGGUCGCGGGGGCAGUUUGAUGAGGGAACCACCGAGGAGGCACAGCUUCGGGUUGGCGGAGAUCGAGCUUCUCCCAACAGCAGCGCUGGAAAACUACGAACUUGAACCGGAGGCCGAACUCCAAGACGCCGAACUCCAAGACGCCCCUGCCCCACCACCGCCAAUGUUCAACGUCGAGCCACGAUCGCGAAAGCGGCGUGACAGUCAAUUCAUCCGACAAUCGGAUGUACUCCCCGAUGCUGCCCCUGAGCCUACAAAUUCGCUACUCAGCAAACCCCCGAAGCGGAAAUUCGACGAGAAGGAUCCCGAUCAUUUGCUGGAUUCGCCUGAGCUCGACAGCCUUGACUUUAAAUUCUCGAAGCUCAAUGAAAGGGACGUGUCGAAGCGGAAGACGGAUAGUGAGCAGCCGAAACGGCACAAGGACGAGAAGCACGACACUAAGAACGACCUGCCAAAGAAGAUCCGAAAGUCCAGGGAAGAGGAUGUAGAAGUGGCUACAGAUACAGAUGUCGAGAAUGCGCCCACCAAGCACAAGCGGUUGUCCAGCAGCAGUGGAGCGGUACCAUCACUAGCUGCCCGGAAAGCUUUGGGACCCAAGAGCACAAAUGCAGAUCCCAUCCAAUCCCCUAUGAAGGCCCUCCCUCAAAAGUUCGACUACCCCGCCAAAGGGAGGAUCUCCGACAAGCCCCCACCAACCACGACUCGGACCUACCGCAGCAAGAUCGUUCGGGACAGCGACACACCACCGCCCGACUCCGAUCCAGCCGCCGUAGUCUCCACAGCCACCGGUCGCGGCUCGCGAAGGGCCCGUGCGGUUGUCAACUACGCAGAGCCCAAACUAGGUACUAAGCUCCGCCGCGAAGAGAAGGGCUUCGUGGACGCUGUCACGGGUGAGGGAAAGGUCCGACGAACAUCGACCAACAAGAAGGAGCACACAACUCCAUCCACACCUAUCACCAAACCCGAAGACGCAGAUUUUAAUACAGAAGAAGCAAACUGGCACGACCUCCCAGCGUUCCAGGAACCCGAGACAACAACCAAGAAGCCGCGGCCCCUCACGGACGGCGACACGGAGGAGCCUGAGCGCAGCAAGAAAUCCCGCACGAGCACCUCCAUCACCGACGAAGACGACGCAAAGCCGAGUUUUCUCACAGCUCGAAAGCGCCGAACGUCCGCACUGGUCACCUCGCUCCUUCCCGACCCAGCGGAAGUUGAACGAGGACGUCAGUCCGCCCGAUCCCGUUCGCGCUCUAGAUCCCGCUCGCGAUCAGCUUCUCCAGAUGAGAGCGAAGCGGUGGCUAGACGUCGCCGAAUCGAUGCUGCUCGCGCUAGGCGUGCGAGCGCCGCAGGCGACGAACGGACACAUGUCAGGGCGAGACGGCAGAGUGCUAUGACUUGAUUUUCUCUCUCUUUUGGUUGUUUUGCUGUUGGUGGGGGAGUUUUGGCCGGAUGUUUCUCGUCUAUUCUCUGUUUUUUUGUUUGUCUGUUUUG